CAGGUGUUGUGAACAGCAGAUGUGUUUGUAAAAACCACAAGAGAAACCUCACAGCAAAAGCAGAGCCAUCUCAGCCCCCUUACCUCUCCUACUGAACACUCAUAAAAUGUGCCUUCUUCCAUGGACUCAGUGAGUUGAGAUGGAGAGAUUCAGCAGAAUCAUACGUUUUGGGGGACCACUGCUGCAAACCAUCCUCUUGAUUGCCUCUGUUUGGAAAUUAGCAGCUUGCUCUGAGGUUACAAUCGUGGGGGGACAUGAGGUCAAGCCUCACUCCAGGCCGUGGAUGGUGUCCCUUCAGGUCAAGAACAAUCACAUAUGUGGGGGCACUCUGAUCCGAGACCAGUGGGUUCUGACGGCAGCUCACUGUAAGGGUGUCUUUGGUGAGUCUAAGAAAUUCGUGGAAGCCGUCCUUGGAGCUCACUCUCUGACAAGCAGCAAAAACACACAGCGGGUAGCCAUUGAGGAGUACUAUGUACCUGGGACCUACAGUGACAGAACCAAGGAAGAUGACAUCAUGUUAAUCAAGCUGAAGAUGAAAGUCAAGGUAAACAGCAAGGCAGUGAAAGUGAAAGAGGUUUCAAAGUCUGGCAAAGACCUCCAGGUUGGCACACAGUGCCAGGUGACAGGAUGGGGGGUGGUAAGUGCUACGGGUAGCAUGCCGUCAGACACACUGCAGGGGGCAGAGGUGAACAUACUGGACAGGAAGCUCUGUGACUGCUUCUACAACAGAAACCCUGUGAUCACCCAGGACAUGCUCUGUGCUAGCAACAGCAAAAGACAGGCAGAUGCUUGCAAGGGGGAUUCUGGUGGUCCGUUGGAGUGUAAGAAAGCCUUUGUAGGCUUGGUGUCUGGAGGACUGGGCUGUGGCAACCCCAAGAAGCCUGGAGUGUACACCCGGUUCUCCAAAAGACACCUGGAUUGGAUCCACAAGAUCAUCAAACAUCAAUCAAACACCACCAAUGUUGGCAUACUGUAAGGAUGUAAUGGGUCAGACCAUAGAUUUUUUGAACUAGAAUCAAUUACAGUCCAGCUCCUAGGUCCCUAAGGCUCAUACAAUACAUGUGUUUAUGUCAUCACCCGUUUGCCUCUCUGUUUAAAAUAAAGAGUAACUGCAACUGUU
Messenger RNA from Salvelinus sp. IW2-2015, 1120 nucleotides. RefSeq names its product granzyme A (gene gzma). Gene Ontology annotation, biological process: proteolysis. NCBI's taxonomy places the organism in Eukaryota, Metazoa, Chordata, Actinopteri, Salmoniformes, Salmonidae. The record is from RefSeq and is a predicted model, not a curated record. Gene Ontology annotation, molecular function: serine-type endopeptidase activity.